Messenger RNA from Cryptomeria japonica (Japanese cedar), 1587 nucleotides. RefSeq lists its product as uncharacterized. The transcript has 6 exons. The coding region runs from base 1 to 1587 and encodes 528 amino acids. The record is from RefSeq and is a predicted model, not a curated record. NCBI's taxonomy places the organism in Eukaryota, Viridiplantae, Streptophyta, Pinopsida, Cupressales, Cupressaceae.
AUGGUGGCUCUUAUUCCUAAAAAGGAGAUUGUUAAAUCUUUUGUUGAUUUCCGUCCUAUUGCUCUAUGUAAUACUUUAUAUAAGAUUUUCACUAAAGCAAUAUCCAUUCAGCUAUCCAAAAUCCUUCCUAAACUAAUUUCAGUAGAACAAGGUGGUUUUGUACCAAACAAGGAGACGUCGGAGGGAGCUAUUGUGGCUCAUGAGGUUCUACAUUCUAUCUCCCUUCAGAGAUCCCCAACCAUGAUCUUAAAGCUUGACAUGAUAAAGGCUUAUGACAUAGUGGAAUGGAGGGUUUUAGGUCUUGUUUUGGAAAGCUGGGCUAUCAAGGCUAUGAAAUUAAAAGACCUUUGGCUAGGGGUGAAAAUCUCAGGAAUACCAAGAUCUAUAUCACACUGCCUAUUUAUAGAUGAUACCUUGUUAUUUGGUCAAGCCUCUAUGCAGGAAGCCUUGGUCAUAAAUGAAGUUAUACAAAAUUAUGCCUCUUUUUCAGGGCAGAAAGAUAAUUCAAGCUUUUGGGAUAAAAUCAUUUCGGCCAUCUCAAAGAGAAUUAUUUCUUGGAACCAUAGGUGGUUGAAUCUAGCCGGAAAAAUUGUUCUCAUUAAGUCUAUGCUGAAUGCAGUUCCUAUUUAUCUUAUGUUAGUAUUAAGAUCUCCAAAGGAUGUGUUGGUAAGCUUACAGGAGACUCUAAGGUCUUUUCUCUGGAGUAGCAAUAAAGAUGGGAGGAAAAAACUUGCUCUGGUGGCAUGGGAUAAAGUUUGCUUACCAAAGGACCUAGGGGGCACAAGGAUCAGAAAUAUGGAAAAGCAAAAUUUAGCCUUGGUGGAUAAAUUGGUUUGGAAUUUGUAUGAGAAGUCUGAUUCUUUAUGGACUCGGACUAUGUUUGCUAAAUAUCUUAAUAAUGGUCCUAGGGAGUAUAUUUUCCAGAUUUCUAAUUUACCUUCAGGAUCUGUUAUGUGGAACUUCAUAUGUAAAUGUAGAUCUGUUAUUUUGCCUAAUCUCUCUUGGAUUGUCCAUAAAGGCACAAAGGAUCUGAAAUUGCAGUAUACCAAGGUCCUGAGUGAGAGGGUGGUUAUCCUUUCAGAUGAUGAGGACGAACUGGUUUGGACUAAGAAUAUUUCUGGCAAAUAUACUGUGAGGGAUGGUUAUAAUUCCCUCAUGAAAGAUAAUGAUCUCCCUUCUUGGUCUUAUAAGCUUUUUUGGCAUCCGGUCUGUUUGCCAAAAGCUGGUGCUUUUGCUUGGUUGGCAGUUCAAGAUAGGGUUCUCACAGGCAUGAGAUUGGAUAGGUUGGGUAUCACUGUUGCCUUCACAUUAUCUACUCCUGAGGUAGACAUUAUCGACAAUUAUGGUUAUGUUUCUGAAAAGCUUGGGAGAGUUUUUGUUUUGCAUAAUCUGGAGUUGGAGUCUGAAAUUCGCAGGGUGGUUUUGGCUAGAGCACGGGAUAUGUUAAUUGGUCUUCAUGCUCUGAUUAAUUUCUGUUUUGUUUCAUCUUCUACUCCUCUCCUUGCGGUUCCUAUACAGUCUCUGGUUCCUUAUGAUGCUCUGCCUUCUCCUCUGGAGGAAAGUUCGAGUAAUUGGUUUUUUUACUAA